CUACACUUGCCUUUAUACUCCUUCUUUGGAGCAGUCAUUCUAAUGAUAAGCAUCUGUGCUAUAAUUGUAAAGUGCAGGAAGGGAACUGAUGUAGAUUUAAUGGGAAAUAAAUCAAAUAAAGUACCAUGUACAUCAACAAAACUAACAAACAUUGUCGGAGAACUCAAUUCGGUGACAGGUACAUUGAAUAGUAAAUCCGAGAUUACAUACAACAAAGAUAUUUGUAAAGAACAUGAUCCAGGUAGUUCCAAAGGAACUUUUUUUUUCUCAGCUCCUUAUAAUCGUUCUAUAUCGUCUUCCUAUGGAAGCGGAGAUGUGGAGUACGGAAAUAGAGGUAGCUAUUUCAAUGAAGAAAGCCAAAAGAAAGAUUUAAAAUCCUAUUAUCAAAAGGAAAAAAAUCUUUUAUCACCGAGGGAUGUAGAAUCACAAGUCCAUUUAGAACAAGAAAACAGGUUCGUAACGGAAUUGUCAGCACAUCUCAGAUCAGAUUGCAAUUUCACACAUCAUCUGUCUGAAACAAGUGACAAGAUCGGACUAACUGAAGAUACAGCAAAACCCGCAAGCGAUACCGAAUUUACGAGAAGAGAUGAAAAGCACCGACAAGUAUUUGAAGAGACGGACACAGAUCUCACCAGAAAUGUCAACAUUGACCACGCAGAUGCUGAAAUUCCACCAACAAAUUUUCUAAAUGAACAUUGGAAAAUUCGUGAAGAAAUUAGUUUAGAAAAUUUGGAAGUUCCUAUUUUGAAGUCAGCUAUUAAACUUUCUUUCUGUAUGGGGAAUUUCAAAGACAGCCCUGGAUCUUCUUUCACAUUAAGUGGUUCUGUUCACACCGACUUAGGAAGACUCUGUAAGUGUUUAGAUAUAGAAGAUAACAGGAUGUUGGUAUCGCCAGUACCCGAAUUUCAUGUGGGGAAAAACGUGAUUCUUAACGAUUAUGCGAUUACAGAAAUUCCGCUAUGUGUUCCAGCCAUGUCGAGUUCUUUGAAAGUACAUUGGAUGGAAACUAAUAAAAAUCAACCAAAGACAAUGGAAAAUAUACCUUUCGUAGAGUGUUACCGUCAGACGGAUUUGGAUAUAUUCUAUAUAAUCCCAGAGGGUAGAAACACUUGUGUACAUGUAUAUACCAGACAUUUCUCUUUGUUUUACUGCACCGCUUGUAAGGAAGAAAUUAAAUUAAAGUUAGAGACCGAAGUAUUUGUAAGAGAGGGAAGUCUUGAUGGGUUAACAACCAUUCACGUGAAGAUGCCACUUCUUGGGCCAUACGAAAUGCUGCUGGAUUGCCGAGAGGAGCGCAAAAGAGGUAUGGAGGAAAUAAAUUUCAGGAGAAUCGACAGAAGCGAGAUUAAGAUAUUAAAGACUGACGAGAACACAGGACUAAGAUUCAGACUCACACCUCCACCACAAUGGGUCCAUGUGAUAAAUAAAGGCCGGGAUGAUGUCCUCUACAAAGAGGAACAGGUUAUGGACGAAACUCCGUCAAUCGAUUGCGUGAACAAAUAUCACCUUCUUCAAGAUGAUGGGGGUAUUCAAUGGAAAAUGAAGUGCGAGGAGCAUUUCAUUGGCAAUGUCGCUUUUACCAUUGAUGUCAUUAACUUUCUUCAUAGUGAUCGGAGUAAGAGAAAAGAAAGCAGAUUGCAUCCGGAAUUCUGCGUGAAGGGUUCACCUGUUUUUGCUGAACACAGGAGGUCAAGCGACGAUCCGUUGCGACGUCUUGGAAAGGGACUUAAAGAGCCAGAGACAAGGAAAAAACUUCUGGAAAUGUUGGGUCACAGAAGAAACUAUUCCACCGCAGGAAACGUCGACUUAUUUGCAAACACUUUAUCAGACAUUCACCAGAAUAACAGGAUGUCUUUCGUGAGUAAAAUCAGUUUGGCGUUGACAGAUAUGGAGGUGACCUGUAACGAAGAUAUAAACUAUUUCUUCUCGAAUUUUGACAAAAGAGUUGCAUCUUCUCCGAUCAUGGAAUCAGGCCAGAAAAAGGAAUCAGGGUCGUUGAAUCCGGAUCUAGAACAAACUACUCCCAAGCAGAUACUAAAUGGUGACGAAGAAAUCCGUCAUCCAGUUGAAAAUACUGAAUAUGGUUCUGAGGAAGGACAUCGUCUAACAUCAGGUGCAUUUGACCAGAAAAGGUCUUUAACAUCAAAAACACAUUGGUCUAACGGACAAUAUCCUACAACCAAUAACAGCAUGAUUGAUCAAGACGAGACGAAACCAAAGUCGGUAGAGCAGGAGACAAGAACAGUUCCUUCGAAUCAGACAAUGAACCGUGGUAUAAGAGCUAAUAACGAAGGACUGCAAUGGGCUCAAUCAUCUCGUGAUGCAAACGAAAUCAUCGCCAACGGUUUUAUUUCUGGACGCGAGAGCGGGAUAGAUCUUUCUGGAAGUCAAAUUGGCUCACCCUAAUAUCUUCAUGAAGAAUAGGUAUCUUCAGCUGAAGAGUGUCACUCAGUAAAUUUUCGUCACAGUAUACAGGAGAGUGCCAAUAAUAACUUUACUUACAUUACUAAUCUUAGUACUUUUAAUAGGCAAACUAGCUGAUACAGACAAAACGUAUGUAGACCUGUAUUCAAAUACUCACACCUACACCCGUCACCACACAUACCCCUGUCACCACACAUACCCCUGUCACCAUACAUACCCCUGUCACCACACAUACCCCU
This is a messenger RNA of Pecten maximus, 2663 nucleotides long. RefSeq lists its product as uncharacterized. The coding region runs from base 43 to 2406 and encodes 787 amino acids. The record is from RefSeq and is a predicted model, not a curated record. Lineage: Eukaryota; Metazoa; Mollusca; Bivalvia; Pectinida; Pectinidae. The transcript is spliced from 5 exons.